AUAAUAAUAAUAAUAAAAUUCACAGCCUUCUCUCUCUCUCUCUCUCUCGCUCGCUGCUCUCGCUCUCGCUGGGUCACAGAGAAGAGUUGUGCUUUUUGUUGCAGUAAUCGUAGGCCAUGAUGACGCUUCAAGCUCAAGCUUCCUCUUCCUUCACCAUUGGCAUUUCGUCAUUCACGUCCCCUCUCGGGCGCUCCCGUCACCGUUUUGUCGUUCGAGCCCAAGUGGAACCUUCGGAGAAGUCGGUGGAGAUAAUGAGGAAGUUCUCCGAGCAGUAUGCGCGGAAGUCGGGGACGUACUUCUGUGUCGACAAGGGAGUGACUUCUGUUGUUAUCAAGGGCUUGGCUGACCACAAAGAUUCGUUGGGUGCACCACUUUGCCCUUGUCGGCAUUAUGAUGACAAACCUGCUGAGGCUGGGCAGGGUUUCUGGAAUUGUCCAUGCGUUCCUAUGAGAGAAAGGAAGGAGUGCCACUGCAUGCUCUUUCUCACUCCCGACAAUGAUUUUGCUGGCAAGGAG
Corylus avellana is the source of this 515-nucleotide messenger RNA. NCBI's taxonomy places the organism in Eukaryota, Viridiplantae, Streptophyta, Magnoliopsida, Fagales, Betulaceae. The record is from RefSeq and is a predicted model, not a curated record.